This is a messenger RNA of Aegilops tauschii subsp. strangulata, 423 nucleotides long. Lineage: Eukaryota; Viridiplantae; Streptophyta; Magnoliopsida; Poales; Poaceae. The record is from RefSeq and is a predicted model, not a curated record.
AUGUAUGGAUUCGGGGACUUGGAGAAAAACAGAGGUCAACCUAGGCUUUGCACGGGAAUCGAUGCGACGGCGGAUCUUGCCGGAUCUGAGGCGCCGGCGGCCGGAGAUGUCGGGGACGGGGCCGGAGAGGCCGGAUCCGGCGGCGGCGUGGCCGGAAGACGGCGGGGACGGGGUGCCGGCGCGGAGGGCGGCGACCGGCGGCGGGGCACGGGAUCCGGCGGCGGGCGCGGGAUCCGGGGCCACCGGGCGGCGGGCGGCGGGGUCGCCGGCGGCGAGGCUCGGGCGGCUGGAGGCGGCGGGGCACGACGGCGGGAGGCGAUGGGCAGCGCAGGGUGCCAGGGAGGCGGGCGGUGGCGCUCCGGGCCGAGAGGGCCGCGCUUGGGCCUCACGGGCCCGCGAUGGCGCGCGGCGGAGGGAGGCUGA